This is a messenger RNA of Helobdella robusta, 504 nucleotides long. RefSeq lists its product as hypothetical. The coding region runs from base 1 to 504 and encodes 167 amino acids. The record is from RefSeq and is a predicted model, not a curated record. The transcript has 2 exons. Lineage: Eukaryota; Metazoa; Annelida; Clitellata; Rhynchobdellida; Glossiphoniidae.
AUGGACUUUGUUAAAGAAUACAUCUGCUGCAUGACCCCUGAUAAAUCUGGAAAGGAAGGCGAUCAUUCAUCCAAAGUUUCAAAGAAAACCACCGUCACCGCGCCCAAGUCUCCACAAACCGGAAAAGGAAAAGGGGCUCAGCAGAAGGGGGCAAAAAGGAAAAAGGGCAAAAAAGGGCACGGUCGGCAUAACAACGUUGACGGCAACGAAGAUGAUGCUGGGAAGGAGGAUGUUGUUGGUGGAGAUGAUGUUGUUGUCGGCAAUGAUGGUAAUGAUGAUGCUGCUGCUUUAGCUGAAGCUGCUGUGGCUGAUUCUGCAGCUGCUGAUGUUUUUGUCGCUGGAGAUGUUAGUGUUGGUGACGUAGACGAUACAAAACAGCAACAGCAACAACUGCAGCCACAUGAACUUCUAGAAAUACAGCCGGCAACGGCCGAUGCUUUAUACAUACAAAACAACGAACAAGUAGAAGGAAAAUUCAUUCUGGUAGUGAACAGCCAUCGUUAA